CAGCUGGAGCAGUAGGAAGGGGAGGAGCAGGAGGAGGUGGGGUGGGGAAGCGGCUGAGACGGCCAGUCCCGGCCCCUGCAUCCCCGGGCCAAGCCCACCACCUGGGACCUAGAGUGCAGGAGGCCGAAGCCAUGGAGUACAUCACGCUGCCCAAGGUUGAAAAUGUCCUAUUACUGAAUCGUUAUGUAAACAAGAAACCAGCUAACGGGACUCUCUAUCUUACUGCAACCCAUCUGAUCUAUGUAGAUACUUCGGCUGAAGUUCGGAAGGAGAUCUGGAUUCUGCACCACCACAUUGCUGCUGUGGAGAAGUUAGCCCUCACCUCCAUGGGGCAUCCUCUGAUCUUACGUUGCAAAAACUUUCGAACAGCACACUUUGUCUUUGGGUCCGAUUGGGAAUGUCAUGAAGUAUACGUUUCCUUGCUCAAGCUCUCCCAACCAGUGAGACCAGAAGAACUUUAUGCAUUUUCUUAUAACCCCAAAUCUUCAAAAGAUGACAGAGAAAUUGGAUGGAAAAUGAUUGACUUAAAAUCAGACUACAAGCGGAUGGGAAUCCCAAAUGACUACUGGGAAAUAACAAAUGCAAACAAAAACUAUGAGGUUUGCAGCACAUAUCCUCCUGAAAUCGUCAUUCCAAAAGUGGCUAGCAAGGCGAUGGUCAUGGGCUGUUCUAAGUUCCGAAGUAGAGGACGCAUCCCUGUGCUUUCCUACUUCUACAAAGAGAACAAUGCUGCCAUAUGCCGCUGCAGUCAGCCCCUCUCUGGAUUCGGGUCCCGCUGUCUGGAGGAUGAACAGAUGCUACAGGCCAUUAGCCAAGCCAACCCAGCAAGCUCAUUCAUCUAUGUGGUAGACACAAGGCCAAAGUUGAAUGCCAUUGCCAACCGAGCAGCUGGCAAGGGUUAUGAAAAUGAGGAUAAUUAUACCAAUAUUCGAUUCAGGUUCAUUGGUAUUGAAAAUAUCCAUGUGAUGCGGAGCAGCCUACAGAAACUUCUGGAAGUCUGUGAAAUGAAAGUUCCAUCUAUGAGUGACUUUCUUGCUGGCCUGGAGAACUCAGGGUGGUUGCGACACAUUAAAACUAUUAUGGAUGCUGGAAUAUUCCUUGCAAAGGCAGUGAAAGUGGAAAAAUCCAGUGUCUUGGUCCAUUGCUCUGAUGGCUGGGACCGCACGGCCCAAGUAUGCUCUCUGGCCGGCAUCCUUCUUGAUCCGUUUUAUCGGACAUUUGAAGGUCUAAUGCUCCUCAUAGAAAGGGAAUGGAUCUCUAUGGGCCACAAGUUUUCACAAAGAUGUGGUCACUUGGAUGGGGAUCCCAAAGAAGUCUCCCCUGUCUUCACCCAAUUUUUGGAGUGUAUCUGGCAAUUGAUGGAGCAAUUUCCCUGUGCUUUUGAGUUUAAUGAGCUUUUCUUACUGGAGAUCCAUGAUCACAUUUUCUCCUGCCAAUUUGGAAACUUCAUAGGAACCUGCCACAAGGAGCGAGAGGAGCUGAGAAUCUUUGAGAGAACCCAUUCUUUGUGGCCUUUCCUGUUACAGAAGAAAACUGAGUUCAAGAAUCCACUGUACAAGGGCAUUGAUGCUUAUGGGGUACUUCAUCCCAACACCUUACCAUUCAGCUUCCAGUUCUGGUGUGGCAUGUACCAUCGGUUUGACAAAGGGAUGCAUCCCAAACAGAGCAUGCUGAACCAUCUCCUCCAUCUUCUCAAUCAGCAAGUGAAGAUAAAGGAGGACAUGACGCACUUAGAGACUAAGCUGCCAGACCUCAAUGUUCUCUCGCUGGAAGAUACUUGUAUUCAGCCUACAACUGAAAGUGCCUUGAGUAAGCCUCUGAAAAAUCCACUGCCUGACACCCCAUGGAGCUGUGACCAGCUGCCACCUGCCCAGGUCCCCAAUGGGAGCCUAACAGGGGAAGGAGAUGCAUUGCCUGCUCUGGCCCCAAAGCAAAAACAGUCUGUGUUCACCUCAAGCCAGCCAGCUGGCUCUGGAACUAAAGGCCAGCAUCAAGAAGAAAUGUACGCCCUGGGAUGCCGUGAUUGUGAAUCCAGGCUCAGCUCCACCAAGCCUCAUAAUCUGUGACAAGGAAAGAUAGAUGACCCAAUGGUAUAACUCAACUGGAAUUACCCGUGAUCACUCCCUGGAAAUUUUCUUUAAUUUAUUUUGAAAGGUCAUUUUGUUUAUAUUGUUACUUUUUGCUUUUUUAUCAUGUUUAUUUCUGAAUAUGUUCCUCCUGCUUCCCUUACCCAAAGGAGUCCCUUGUAACCCCCAUUUUUUUUAAAGAAUGGGGAAAGCAAUUCAGUAAAAUUAACCAGUGCCUCAA
Molecule: messenger RNA, 2307 nt
Organism: Antechinus flavipes (yellow-footed antechinus)
Lineage: Eukaryota; Metazoa; Chordata; Mammalia; Dasyuromorphia; Dasyuridae
Gene: MTMR8
Product: myotubularin related protein 8
Exons: 15
Coding region: 132-2066 (644 amino acids)
Biological process (GO): dephosphorylation; negative regulation of autophagy
Cellular component (GO): nuclear envelope
Molecular function (GO): phosphatidylinositol-3,5-bisphosphate phosphatase activity
Source: RefSeq, a predicted model, not a curated record